Molecule: messenger RNA, 807 nt
Organism: Saccoglossus kowalevskii
Lineage: Eukaryota; Metazoa; Hemichordata; Enteropneusta; Harrimaniidae
Product: TNF receptor-associated factor 2-like
Biological process (GO): regulation of canonical NF-kappaB signal transduction
Cellular component (GO): plasma membrane signaling receptor complex
Source: RefSeq, a predicted model, not a curated record
AUGCCCGGCAUGCGACGAAAACGAAAAUUGCAUUCUGAAAAUUGUUAUUUUACAGAUCGAGGAAUCCGUAGGGAACUCAAUACGAUACAAGUAAAUUGUCCUACAGAUAAAUGUGAAUGGACAGGCAGCUAUGAGGAAUACGACAUGACUCACGAAGCAAUGUGCCCAUGGACAUUAAUAAACUGCAUGAAACAAGGUUGCCAAGAGCUCGUCAGAAGAAACGAUUUGGCAAAUCAUCUGGAGAAGCAUUGUGUUAUGAGACUUGACAGAUGUAUAUACUGUCAUACAGAAUAUGUAUUCCGUGAACUACAGGGUCAUCGCGAUGUAUGCUCGCAAUUUCCGGUGACUUGUUCAUAUUGUGAAAGAGAUGGCAUUCCAAGAGGAAAGAUUCACACAGACAAAGCAUGUGCCAGUGAUAUUCAGAAACUAUGUGUUAAUUGUCCGAGCAUUGGAUGCGAUUGGAAUGGAUUUCACGUUCAGUACGAAAUGGAUCACAUGGAAAACUGCUUAUUAGAAUCUCCUUUUCUAGAUAGAAGAUGCAGAGCUGAGAGUAUCCGUCCGACCAUACAUCAGAUAAAUAAUACGGACGUUUGUGAUGUUAUAAUCAAUAGACAGCAUGAAGUCACUACUGAGAUUCCUGGAUCGGAAAUCAUGGCUUGUAUAAAGUGUGAUAUAUCCAAACUACGCAUGGUUCUCGAUCAACCCAUUCAGAGCAACGUGGUGCGGAUACUGACAAAGAAACUAAAGAAUAUAAAAAUGGAAUUAAAUGACCUGGAAGUUCAAACUCUUCCUAUUUUGCAUACUUGA